Messenger RNA from Myxocyprinus asiaticus (Chinese sucker), 1192 nucleotides. It is a transcript of the gene cnep1r1, whose product is annotated as CTD nuclear envelope phosphatase 1 regulatory subunit 1. Lineage: Eukaryota; Metazoa; Chordata; Actinopteri; Cypriniformes; Catostomidae. The coding region runs from base 170 to 547 and encodes 125 amino acids. The transcript has 6 exons. Gene Ontology annotation, cellular component: cytoplasm; Nem1-Spo7 phosphatase complex. The record is from RefSeq and is a predicted model, not a curated record.
GCUAAGCGCUUGAACCCCUAAUAAAAAAGGUUUCAUGACACAUUUAGAUGUGACACACUCCACAUUACCCAAUGAGAACAGAGCUUCCGCGAUUGGCUGGUGCACGCUGAGCCGCAGCUGCGUGUUUCUGCGGGCCUGGACUGAGUGACUAUAACGCAGGAGAAAAGCAAUGAAUUCAUUAGAGCAAGCUGAAGACUUGAAGGCUUUUGAGAGAAGACUGACAGAGUAUGUGUCUUGUUUGCAGCCGGCUACUGGCCGCUGGCGUAUGAUUCUGAUUGUGGUGUCUGUGUGCACAGCAACAGGAGCCUGGAAUUGGCUGAUAGAUCCAGACACUCAGAAAGUUUCUUUCUUCUCAUCAUUAUGGAAUCAUCCGUUUUUCACUAUCAGCUGUGUGACUCUCAUUGGCCUGUUCUUUGCUGGAAUACACAAACGAGUUGUCGCGCCAUCAAUUAUUGCAGCACGCUGCCGGACAGUACUAGCAGAAUAUAACAUGUCCUGUGACGAUACAGGGAAACUUAUCCUGAAGCCACGGCCUCAUAUCCAAUAGCACCUUGAAGAAAGAGGGUGGAGAGUAUUUUAUAUAAUCAUAUUAAUCACCAAGAUUGCACAUGGGCCUCGAUGCCAGGAGAUUAUCCAAAGUGUGAGGGAGUCAACCUCCCAAACAGAACUAUAACUUCCCUCUGCAAUUUAUGUAGAAGCAAUGGGAGCUCAAUAGGAAAUGCCUCUCUUGAAGAAAAUCAUUGUUUCUGCAGUUUUAGGUAACAUCCUUAGAAUCAAUUUAUUUUUCUGUUGGAAAAUUGGUUUUUAUUUUAUUGCGGAUUUUGACAUCCUCAUUUCUAAUGCCAUGAUCUUAUUUUAGAUGAAUAUGGUGUUUGUAUUUUUAAGCAAAUUGCUGAACAUAAAAUAAAUAUUUAAGUUUAGAUAUUUGUUCACCAUAAGCUGAUUUUUACAUAUGUGCGCAAUAUUUUUCAGAGUUAUGCCUAUGACAUGAUGCGCUGUUUUUGUUGUUUUUAAAGUGCUUUUAUGCAACCAAAGGCUGCACUAGUUGUGUAACUUAUAAGGGAAACAGGCAAAUAUAUCUCAAGUCAGUGUCGUGGUCGACAGAAAUUUUAUUUACUUUCUCUCCAGAGUAAAAGUUUACAAGAAAACAUUUAAGUGGAUGAUGUUGGCAAAAAUAAAAUGUUGUUUGUUG